GGAAAAUCCACCAUUCACUGUGGGAUCUGGGAGUUCCGUGCUCCCGAUUCCGGGGCCUAGGACACUGGCUUCUGUUGGAGAGCCUGAAAAUUAACGGUAGCCACAGGUGCCACGUGGGGUAUCCUAGGAAAGUCACCUGUCAGCAGCGGAGUGGCGGGAACCGCAGCCCGGCGGCGCUGGAACUUCCCAGGAGGAGUGGGAAUGCCUAGACCCUGCUCACAUGGCUCUAUACAGAGAUCUCCCGUUGAAGAAACACAACAGUCUGGUUUCUGUGUCAGCAUCUUUCAUGUUUGUUCCAUGGAAAGUUCCAGGUGCUUUUUGAAGAAUCGCUUUCCUUUAUGCAGGUCUCCCACUACUCAACCAGUCCUGCUCACCUGUCAAUUAGAACAAAGAUCCCUGGAUGGUGUAAAGAGAGGAGACAGUGGCAAAGGAUCCAGCUUGCUUCUUUUGACACCUUGAUGUGAAUUGCCGGAAGAGUGCCAGUCUUUGUGCCUAAGGCAGAGAAGAGCAACAGGAAGAAUGGAUGCUUCUCCUGUAAAGGCACCACAGGGUCUGUUGACAUUCAGAAAUGUGUCUGUGGACUUUUCCCAGGAGGAGUGGGAAUGUCUAGACUCUUCUCAAAGGGCUCUUUACAUGGACGUAAUGUGGGAGAAUUAUAGCAAUCUAGUUUUUAUAGAGAACCAUUGCGUAUGUGGUAAAUACGAGAAAACCUUGGAUCAAGGUUCAAAGCAUAUUGUCCAUCAACAUGUGAAUACACAAGAGAAUUCUUACAAAUGUUAUAAGUUUGGUGAAAUGAUUCAUAAAUCCUCCCAAGUUGUGCCUAAUAACACAAGUGAUACUACAGAAAACUGCAAGGAGUACAGAAGUGAUAGCCACAGUGAUGCCUCUAAUGAAUCGUCGAACCCUAAGAGAUAUAAAAAUGGGAUCACCGCAGAAGAACAAUAUAAAUAUAAAGAUUAUGGGGAGUGUUUAAAUUUGUGCCCUAUCAUUAGCCAAUAUCAACGAAUCCAGACUGGAAAGAAGGAACACAAAAAUACAGAGUAUGAUGAAGUUUUUAACUCUAAACAUAAAGUAAAGGUGAAACAAAUCCACAGGGGAGAAAAACCAUACCAAUGCAGGAAAUGUGGAAAAUGUUUCAGGACCUAUUUGAGCCUCAGUAGACAUCAGAGACCUCAUCCUGGAGAGAAACAUUACAAGUUUACAGAAUGUAGUAAGUCUUUUCUCUAUUUGUCACACCACAAAGUACAUUACAAAAUCCAUUAUGGAGAGAAAUCCUACAAAUGUACAGAAUGUGGUAAGUGCUCUUAUCAUUCAUUGGGACAUCAUACUGGAGAGGAGGCUUACAAAUGUAAUGAUUGUAGAAAACCCUUCAUAUGCUACUUAGGUCUUAGAAAACAUCAGAAUAUUCAUGGAAGAAAGAGGCCUUAUGAAUGUAAACAAUGUAGCAAGUCCUUCUAUACAUUGUCACACCUUGAAUACCAUUGCAGAACCCACAGUGGAAAGAAGCUUUACAGGUGUAAUGAAUGUGGUAAAUCCCUUUCCACCUCCUCGGGUCUUCAAAGACAUCAAAGAAUUCAUACAGGAGAGAAAUCUUAUAUAUGUGGUGAAUGUGACAAAUGCUUUAUCCAGAAAUCCCAACUUAAAACACAUCAAAAAACUCACACAGGAGAAAAAACUUACAAAUGUAGUGAAUGUGGGAAAUCCUUUACUGUUGGCUCAUCUCUUAGAAUACAUCAAAGAAUUCACACGGGAGAGAAACCUUACAAAUGCAGUGAAUGUCACAAAUGCUUUAUCCAGCAAGCCCACCUUAGAAGACAUCAGAAAACUCAUACAGGAGAGAAACCUUACAAAUGUAGUGAAUGUGAGAAAUCCUUUACUGUUGGCUCAGAUCUUAGAAUGCAUCAGAAAAUUCAUACUGGAGAGAAACCUUACAAAUGCAGUGAAUGUGACAAAUGCUUUAUCCAGAAAGCCAAGCUUAAAAAACAUCAGAGAAUUCAUACAGGAGAGAAACCUUACAAAUGUGCUGAAUGUGAGAAAUGCUUUACUGUUGGCUCAGAUCUUCGAACACAUCAGAAAAUUCAUACUGGAGAGAAACCUUACAAAUGCAGUGACUGUGACAAAUGCUUUAUCCGGAAAGCCAAUCUUAGAAGACACCAGAGAAUUCAUUCAGGAGAGAAGCCUUACAAAUGUAGUGAGUGUGAGAAAUGCUUUAUCCAGAAAGCCAAUCUUAGAACUCAUCAGAGAAUUCAUACAGGAGAAAAACCUUACCAAUGUAGUGAAUGUGGAAAAUCCUUUACCGUUGGCUCAGAUCUUAGGAAGCAUCAGAAAUGUCAUACUGGAGAAAAACCUUACAAAUGCAAUGAAUGUGACAAAUGUUUUAUCCGGAAAGCCCACCUUAGAAGACAUCAAAGAAUCCACACAGGAGAGAAACCUUACAAAUGCAGUGAAUGUAACAAAUGCUUCAUCCAGAAAGCCAAUCUUAGAACACAUCAGAAAAUCCAUACAGGAGAGAAACCAUACAAAUGUAGUUACUGUGACAAAUGUUUUAUCCAGAAAGACCAUCUUAGAACACAUCAGAGGCUUCAUACAGGGGAGAAACCUUACAAAUGUAGUGAAUGUGACAAAUGUUUUGCUGGUGGCUCAGUUCUUAGAAAACAUCAGAAAAUUCAUACUGGAAGAAAUCUUACCAAUGCAGUGAAUUUGGCCAAUCCCUUAUCCAGGAAGCCCACCUUAGAACUCAUCAAAGAAUUGAUACAGGAGAGAAAUCUUAUAAAUGCAAUGUAUAUGACAAACUCUUUACCUGUCUCUCAGGUCUAAGAAAACAUCAAGAAAUACAUACUGAAGACACAACUUUCUAUACUAAGUAAUAUGGCAUAUGCUUUAUCCAAACUCUGUCCUUAUGGACCACUACAGCAUCCACACUAGGGAAUUAUUAUGGACAUGAGAAAUGUGUGAAAGCCUUUGAGUAAUGUUCGAAUCUUAGGAAACAUAAUCUAGACUUAUUUCAGAAAAAUUCUGCAAAUGUGACUAACAUAGGAAAUUUUUCAUUAAAAUGUUUUACUUUCUCACUGUCAAAUAAUUCAUAAUGAAUACAAAAUGGAGAAGCCUGAAGAAUGUGCUGUUGUUUGUCAGUUUUCUGGAGACUGUAGGGAAGAUGAUUAAGAUUGUAAAUAAAAACUCAAAAGAGCCUCCAGAUGUCCCUGAAACUGUCAGGAAUCACCAUGUUUAAUUCCACUGAAGAAACUUAUACCAGUCUUGGUGUAUAGAAUAAUUGAGCCAGUAAGAUACAAUACAUGUAGAUAUGCCUACAGGUGUAUAGUAUUCUCUGGGUGUCCAUUGUUCAUAAGCUGUAUUUUGUGCUGGUUUGGCAUUUCAUGAUGGCAACUGUCUUCGAUUCACUUUUGUUCUUGUAAACAACUCCAUUCUUGUAUUUAUGUAAGUAAUACCAUUAAAACCCAUUGGUUCAACUAGAUGGAUUUCAGUGGCAAGCAUACUUGGUUCUGUUGUCAGUUCCCACUUUGGCUGAGUGGGUGUAUAUGAAUGCUAUCUCUUUCGUGGAAAAGUCUCUCAUACAACAUGUGCUGUAACUCUUAAUUGUUCCUCUAAACUUGUAUACCAGAAAAUAAAUAUUAGAGAGAAAGCAUUUGGGUUAACUAAAGUAGGGCAGAUUGAUUGUCCUCACUGCUCUGGGCUUACUAUUAUGGUAGUACAUAGUCCCACAGAAAGGGGCUCAAACACAGACAGAAUGUUGAGGAUUAGGGAGCCCAAGAAAGAAGGCCACUCUCCCUUGCAUUCAUGAAGGAGAGUGAGUGGUCUGCAAUGGGACAAAUGAAAUAUUGGUGCAAGCCUGUGUUAUUGAAGGACAUCAUCCAAACUGGGCUAUGCUUAUGCAUGAUCAUGAACUCAUGUAUAGACUCCACAAGUCAGUCAAUCUCCAAUAACCCUCAGUACAUUGCUGUCCAUGGGUAAAUAUUGAACACAAUUUUGCUAUCAUCACAUCCCGCUUUACCUUGAAAUUCUACUCUGUGAGCCUCAAUGAAUGAAUCAAAUCCCAUUUGUUAAAUUCUUUAUACAAUGCCAAUAUUGCAGACAUCAGAAAAUUCAACAUGAAAUAAAACUCAAGAAAGUACUUUAAUAAAGACAUAUAUUCAGCUUAAUUCCAUGUGUGAAUUCAUCUAUACAAAUAUCAAGAGACUACAAAACUUUAAAAAAUAACCUAUAAGCAAGAAAAGAUGUACAUGCUCAUAUACUACUCAGAAAUCCCCAAGGGUGUGCUGGGAGAGCAUUCUGAAGUACUGAAAAAGAUGGUGAAAUAUUUAGUCUGAUUCUAAAGUACUAUAUCAGAAUAUUGAUACUAAAAACAGCAAGGCUCAAAAAGUUUAGACUUUAGACAAGGUAACAUGUUACAAUGAGCAAAAACCAUACCAUUGCCUAAGUUUUUUGUGGAUUUUAUUACAAGCCGAUACUCAUAUUCAACUAAUAGGGGAGUAUUGUUUGAGAACAUUUGGUGUUCUCAGUUUUGGAGUUUGGUAAAACAUAAACGCAAGUGGUUAGUACAAUCUUGAGUUUAUUUAUGCUCUUGUUGGCUGAAGAGGAUGUGAUAAUUUGUAUCAACUGCUGAUGUUUUAGGGAUAGUUAAUCUGAUGCAGGAUACAGAGAAAAUUUAAUCUUCUGGACUGGCCUUUAGUAAUCUGUAGAAUGCAACCAGCUCAACAGACAUGUGGGAUGCCAAUGUUGGGUGUUCCCUAGAGCAAGAUGCCUCUGCUUGAUGACAUUAGAUUAUUUCUAAUUCAGCAAAGAUUUCCAGGGGUCAAAUUAUAAACAUGUACAAUGAAGAUAUGUGACCUGUACCCCUCAUACAAUAUUGUUUUCUUUGUUCUGUACUCAUUUAUACAAAGUUCUGAUGUAUGAUAGCAGCAACACCUGGGAAGCCGGGUAGAACAGGUCUGACAGCUAGAGAACUGUGGAGAAGGUAGUCUGCACAGAGUGGGACAAAUUGUGUAUCAGUGGAGCUGGGACAAUUACCUGAUCUGAGGAGUGAUAGGGAAAUGAAGCAUAGAUUGUGUGGGUUUGGAAAUUUCAGAAGCAAUGUCAUUUGUGCAAGUGGAUGAUGAGAUCUAGAUUAUAGGAGCCAUGUUAACUGAACCAGGGCAUGAUGUUCCAGAAAACCUAGCAUUCCCAGAGGGACCUCUAAUAACUACAUUGUUCAAAACCAAAUAUAGAACACAGGUGUCAUCUCCAUAUCUUGUAGGGACAGAAAAGCUCCCCUCAGCUGAAGGACACCUUGUGUGGCUUCUGAAAGAGUUAUCUGUCAGGAGUGCAGUGGGGGAACCUGAAGCCCAGUGGAGCUGAAGGACUGGGAAACAGGCAUGGGAAACCUAACCAGGGGGGUUAACUAGUUUUGCUGCUACUGUGCAGGACACUGACUGUCAAAUUCUGUUGUGGGUAUCUGCCCAUGUCUGUAAAGUUUAGAUCAUAUGAAUUGGAGUUAUUGAGAUUCUUUUCAUUUAUAUUAUGGUUGCCAGCAUAGUCACAGAAUAAUCUGUAAUCAGGGUUCUUGUGCUAUUGUGGCAAUUACAAAGCUCCUGGAAUUUAAAUUCACCCAUAAUUUCUAACUUUGCCAUUCUACUACUUACCUAUUCAAGAUAGUGGAAAUUUGUUCCUGUGACUAGUAUCCCAGUGGCUGCUUAGAAAUUAGUCCCAUGAUGCUGGGUGGUGGUUGUGCAUACCUUUAAUCCCAAGCAUUUGGGAAGCGGAUGCAAGCGUAUCUCUGAGUUUGAGGCUAGCUUGGUCUACAGAGCGAGUUCCAGGACAGCUAGGGUUGUUACACAGAGAAAACUUAUCUUGAAAACAGAAAAAG
This is a messenger RNA of Arvicola amphibius (Eurasian water vole), 5860 nucleotides long. RefSeq names its product zinc finger protein 420-like. The transcript is spliced from 6 exons. The coding region runs from base 520 to 2817 and encodes 765 amino acids. Gene Ontology annotation, molecular function: DNA-binding transcription factor activity; RNA polymerase II cis-regulatory region sequence-specific DNA binding. Gene Ontology annotation, biological process: regulation of transcription by RNA polymerase II. The record is from RefSeq and is a predicted model, not a curated record. Lineage: Eukaryota; Metazoa; Chordata; Mammalia; Rodentia; Cricetidae.